This is a messenger RNA of Temnothorax curvispinosus, 551 nucleotides long. Its product is annotated as 6-pyruvoyl tetrahydrobiopterin synthase-like. Lineage: Eukaryota; Metazoa; Arthropoda; Insecta; Hymenoptera; Formicidae. Gene Ontology annotation, cellular component: mitochondrion. The transcript has 3 exons. Bases 93 to 536 code for a protein of 147 amino acids. Gene Ontology annotation, biological process: tetrahydrobiopterin biosynthetic process. The record is from RefSeq and is a predicted model, not a curated record. Gene Ontology annotation, molecular function: 6-pyruvoyltetrahydropterin synthase activity.
UUGAUUAAUCCACCGCGCAUCCGGGAGGCACGUCUUUGUUUCAUCGCCUCCGACAUAUCCCCGAGCUCCAUGUUCGCGUAUUCCCGUUGAGAAUGGAUCCAUUUGGCAACAGAAGGCCGAUCGCUUACUUGACGCGGAAGGCGCAGAUAUCCUGUUGCCAUCGCCUGAACAGCCUGUCCCUAAGUGAUGAAGAGAAUAAACGUGUGUUCGGAAAAUGCAACAACAAGCAUGGCCAUGGUCACAAUUAUACCGUGGAAGUAACCGUCCGUGGACCCGUGGAUUCAUCCACAGGGAUGGUUAUGAACUUGGAGGACCUGAAAGACUGUAUGCAAAAGGUGCUGAUGGAUCAGAUGGAUCAUAAAAAUAUAGACAAGCAAGUAGAUUAUUUCAGAGACACUGUCUCAACGACCGAGAACGUCGCUGUUUAUAUAUUCGAUGAGCUAAAGACGCACAUGUCGAACCCCGAAUUGCUGUAUGAAGUUAAGGUCCAUGAAACUGAUAAGAAUGUCAUGUGUUUUAGAGGGGAAUACGAUUAAACUACAUUUCCUUAA